AUGUCUUCCUCUCAUUUGUUCAUCAUACUCCUAGGAGUGGUAUUUCUCACCACUCAAACCCUUGCCGAUUACUAUAAGCCACCAGAGCAUGAGCAUAAGCCGGAGGCUCCUCAAUACAAGCCACCCCCGGUUGUAAAGCCGCCGCCAACCCCGGUUUAUCCGAAACCUCCACAUCAUGGAGCGAAGCCUAAGGCACCACUAACCCCGGUUUAUCCUAACCCUCCACAUCAUGGAGAGAAGCCUAAGCCUCCGGUUUACCAGAAACCUCCACAUGUAGAGAAGCCUAAACCGCCACCAACCCCGGUUUACCAGAAACCUCCACAUGUAGAGAAGCCUAAGCCGCCACCAACCCCGGUGUAUCCGAAACCUCCACAACAUGAAGAGAAGCCUAAGCCACAACCAACCCCGGUGUCUCCGAAACCUCCACAACAUGAAGAGAAGCCUAAGCCACAACCAACCCCGGUGUAUCCGAAACCUCCACACCAUGAAGAGAAGCCUAAGCCACCACCAACCCCAGUUUACCCGAAACCUCCACAAGUAGAGAAACCAAAGGCGCCCCCAACACCGGUUUACAAAAAGCCCCCAUACGGAGAGAAUCCCAAGCCUGAGCCCAAGCCCAAGCCCGAACCAAAACCGAAAGCUCCAACUCUACCACCUAAAGUGGUGAAGCCACCAUAUGUAAAACCACCGGUAUCCCCAUCGCCAGUGCACAAGCCGCCGCCUUACGGUCACUACCUGGGACAACCUCCUUACGAGAAGCCCCCAACUGGACCCUACCACAAGCCACCGAAUCCCGGUCAUCCGAACUGA
Morus notabilis is the source of this 810-nucleotide messenger RNA. RefSeq names its product leucine-rich repeat extensin-like protein 3. The coding region runs from base 1 to 810 and encodes 269 amino acids. The transcript has a single exon. The record is from RefSeq and is a predicted model, not a curated record. NCBI's taxonomy places the organism in Eukaryota, Viridiplantae, Streptophyta, Magnoliopsida, Rosales, Moraceae.